Messenger RNA from Carassius auratus (goldfish), 1636 nucleotides. RefSeq names its product transcription factor 15-like. Bases 394 to 972 code for a protein of 192 amino acids. NCBI's taxonomy places the organism in Eukaryota, Metazoa, Chordata, Actinopteri, Cypriniformes, Cyprinidae. The record is from RefSeq and is a predicted model, not a curated record. Gene Ontology annotation, biological process: regulation of transcription by RNA polymerase II; developmental process. The transcript has 2 exons. Gene Ontology annotation, molecular function: protein dimerization activity; DNA-binding transcription factor activity, RNA polymerase II-specific; RNA polymerase II transcription regulatory region sequence-specific DNA binding.
GAAUGGACGAGAACGAAGAGACGAAAACAAGGUCUUCUCAGGGAAGAUAGAUCAGAUCACCAUCCUGGCUUCCUGUUGACCUGCACAAGGUCACCCAGAACCCAAAUGUUACAGACCAAAGGUGUAAAAAACACCAAAAUCCCUGAACGUGUGUUGGUGCGUGCACUUAUUUAUAUAUCUUCAAAACGCCCUCCUUCUUUGGGACAUGACAGGUGCCCCCCAUCUCCACCUGUCCAUCCUUUUCCACAGCCACAUGGUGGCGGACAAAUCCAGAAAGGGAUCAGUCAUUCAAGAAAUGGCAUGCUGAAGUGCCACGGGGCCACGGAAGAUCUCUGGAUACCAGAUCAGACGCAGCUGCCCCCCGGCUGCUAUUUUCACUCAGCUUAAAGUACCAUGGGCAGCCAGCAUCUACACCAUGGACUACCCACAACUAUCAGUCUAUCUCUGCACGCCAUGAAGUCCACCGUAGGGGAGUACGAGCAUCCUGCACACGAUACCCAGAGCUUGCCCUCCGACCCUGAUGAGCUGGACAGUGGCAGCGAAAGCUCGGAGAAAUCCACCGGCGCAGGAAGUCCCAUGCAGGGCCACAGGGAGGCUGGGAGACGCAGAGGGUGUCAUAGACUUUCAGGGGUGAGCAAACAACGUCAGGCAGCCAAUGCUCGGGAGCGAGACCGCACACAUAGCGUCAACACUGCCUUCACGGCUCUGCGUACCCUCAUCCCUACAGAGCCAGCCGACAGGAAGUUGUCAAAAAUCGAGACUCUGCGAUUGGCAUCGAGCUACAUUUCACACUUGGCCAACGUGCUUCUGCUAGGGGAGGACUGCAUGGACGGGCAGCCGUGUCUGAAAUAUCACAGCAUCUUACAAAGCAACACCAACCUCAAAACUCCACCGGUUCGACCCAUCUGCACCUUUUGCUUGAGUAACCAGAGGAAAAUGCUUAGAGAUGGGGAAAAGCACACAACUGCGUGACAGCAGAAGUUCUCCCGACUGUCCGCUGCUACGUAGGAGCUCUCAACUUCUGAAUGUUUACAUGUAAAGAGACAUUUUCUUGCACAGAGACAAAACACUGUUUUAUGUUUUUUGUUUAUCUCUGAGGACAGACAAAACAAGCGACAAGAUGAGAGGCGAAUAUGCACUUUUUCUGCAUGCGUGUCCACUUUAUCAACUGUGUUUUGGUUAAUGUAACCGGAGAAUAUGUGUAAAGUUGCACCUGGUGGGAGGCUAUUUCAGUAUCAGAUAUAGUAAGCAACACCAUCCCUCGCCUUAAAAAACAGUCUUGUGUCUGCCUCAUGCACGUCACAUGAUAGUAAUUGAAACCUUGCGGUUUGCAGGGGUCGCUGUCAGUACAACAGCGGGUAAAAAUCUCCUCCCCUCCCUCUUGUCUCCACAUCUACGGCGGGACCACUAUCCCAACAUGGCUCUCAGAAGACUGUAAACAAGAUUCUAACCUCAGCAUGAUCAUUUGGGUUGGGCAAAUACAUGCACAGUAUUUCAUAAUUAGAGAGACAUAAUCAAACAUGUCUUGGGAACUGGUUUUUGGUCAAGGAACAUGAUCCCUUACAGGAACCCUGGGUUAUAUGAUCCUGACCCCAAAUGUUUUAUAGCCUACCCUAAAUCCUUGCGGUCAUAAUUU